GCUCUCUUGCAAGUCAGACGAUUUACAAAAAAUGUCUCCGCCCGACGGUUCCUCAAACGUUUUGUCCACAAGUGGCGACAAAUAUUGUUUCGCCAUCGAUCGUGGAGGCACCUUCACCGAUGUGCUAUGCAUCUGCCCUGGCGGUCGUGUGCGGACGAUGAAGCUGUUGUCAGAGGACCCGGAACGCUACAGCGAUGCCCCGCGGGAAGGGAUUCGUCGCAUACUAAAGGAGGAAACUGGGGCUGACCUGGCGCCCUCCGGACUCGUCGAUACCUCUAAGAUUGGUUGGGUGCGCAUGGGCACCACUGUGGCUACAAAUGCGCUCCUCGAACGCAAAGGCGAUCCUGUGGUCCUGGUCUGUAACAGUGGCUUUCGCGACCUCCUCUACAUCGGCAAUCAGGCACGACCAAAAAUAUUCGACUUAAACAUAAGAAAACCUGAAAAUCUGUACAAGACCGUCGUCGAGGUUGACUGUCGCAUAGUGCCGGAGCAGAGGGACCGCUGCCAACUGACACACAACUGGAAUGUUUUGGAGGGCGUCGCUGGCACUAAAUACUUGGAAAUGAAGUCAGUCGAUGAGGCAGCGGUGAGGAAAUCUCUCGCAGAUGCCCUCGAGCAGGGCAUCUCCUCCGUAGCUGUGGUGCUGGCCCACAGCUAUGCCUGUCCGGAGCACGAGCGUCGCAUCGGCGCCAUCGCUCGGGAGUUGGGCUUCAGCCACGUCACCCUCUCCCAUGAGGCCAUGCCAAUGUGCCGAUUAGUCGCUCGCGGUUACACAGCCUGUGCGGAGGCCUACCUGACACCUCAUGUGGAUCGCUAUUUGGCCAGCUUUAAGUCGGGUUUCGACAAUCAGUUGGAUGGCGUGGAUGUACUUUUUAUGCAGUCCGAUGGCGGUUUAACCAAUAUGGCCAACUUUCGUGGUGCACGUGCAAUACUUUCGGGGCCCGCUGGCGGUGUUGUGGGCUAUGCCAUAACUGGCUCACGAGAAACUGAACUACCUUUGAUCGGCUUCGAUAUGGGCGGUACUUCCACGGAUGUUUCCCGCUAUGCGGGAAUCUAUGAACAUGUUAUUGAGAGCACAACGGCCGGUGUAACGAUUCAGGCGCCCCAAUUGGACAUUAACACUGUGGCUGCUGGUGGUGGCUCGCGCCUUUUCUUCCGCUCAGGCCUCUUCCUUGUUGGCCCAGAGUCGGCCGGAGCUCAUCCAGGGCCCGCUUGCUAUAAAAAGGGCGGACCAUUGACAGUUACAGAUGCCAAUCUUAUACUUGGUCGCAUCUUGCCGCAAUAUUUCCCAAAGAUAUUUGGGCCGAAGGAGAACGAACCCCUUGAUUAUGAGAUUACCCGAACUAAGUUUGUGGAACUACAGACGGAGAUAAAUACGCACUUAAAGGCUUCUGGGGAUGAAAGGCAACUCAGCAUAGAGGAAGUGGCAUUGGGCUUCAUAAGAGUAGCCAACGAGACUAUGUGCAGGCCCAUACGCGCACUCACGCAGUCUCGAGGCCUAGACACAGCCCGUCAUGUGCUGUCCUGCUUCGGCGGAGCCGGGGGCCAGCAUGCGUGUGCCAUAGCCCGCGAUUUAGGCAUUGCGAAGGUAGUCGUCCACAAAUACGCUGGCAUCCUUUCCGCUUACGGUAUGGCUCUGGCUGAUGUGGUGCAGGAGGAACAGGAGCCUAGUGGGUUGGAGUUCUGCGAUAGCAAUGCGCAAGUCUUAAAGGAACGCAUAGAUGCCUUGGCCACUAAAUGUCAUGGCAAGUUAUCGGCUCAAGGGUUCCGGCAGAUCAAGCUCGAACCCUUCUUGCACUUACGUUACGAGGGCACAGACGGUGCUCUGAUGUGUGGUCCCACCACUGGGAAUCAAAGUCAAAACGUGUUAACGAGUGCUUAUGGCGACUUCUAUGCAACCUUCUUGGAGCGGUAUCGAACCGAGUUUGGAUUCGUGUUGCAGAAUCGUCGCAUUAUCGUCGAUGAUAUUCGUAUUAGAGGUCUGGGCAAGAACGAGACACCACCGGAGAAAUCCGUCCCCAGGGCGGCAGAUGUGACGCCGAUAUCGGAGGGCACAACCCCUAUUCAUUUUGAUCAGGGAGCCUUCGAUGCACUCAUUUAUUUGACCAAAAAUCUUUUAGCUGGUCAUAAAAUUGUCGGACCGGCCGUUCUUAUCGAUCAACUGUCGACGAUUAUUGUGGAGCCAGAGUGCAGUGCCAAUGUCACUGAUUGUGGUGACCUUGUCAUAGACGUCAAGACCGGCGGCAAGCUUGGAAUUAAUACUGAGCUAGAUCCUAUUCAUUUGAGUAUAUUUAGCCACCGAUUUAUGAGCAUCGCCGAGCAGAUGGGCAGAGUACUGCAGCGCACUUCCAUAUCCACGAACAUCAAGGAGCGCUUGGACUUCUCUUGCGCCCUUUUCGGUCCAGACGGUGGUCUCGUCAGCAAUGCACCCCACAUUCCAGUCCAUCUCGGUGCCAUGCAGGAGACCGUGCAGUAUCAACUCCGUGUACGCGGUGAGACGCUGAAAAAUGGUGAUGUCAUCCUCUCGAAUCACCCGCAAGCUGGAGGAUCUCAUCUCCCAGAUCUAACCGUCAUUACGCCAGUGUUCUAUGAAGGACAACCGAGAGCCGUUUUCUUUGUUGCUUCACGUGGCCACCAUGCUGAUAUCGGUGGCAUAACCCCCGGGUCGAUGCCACCACACUCUACAUCGCUGGCUCAAGAGGGAGCCGCUUUCAAGUCAUUCCUAAUUGUCGAAAAUGGCGUGUUCCAGGAGCAGAAGAUCAUUGAUCGCCUUACCACACCAACAGAAGCCAAGGGCGCAGUUGGAACGCGCAACCUCAGUGACAAUCUGUCUGACCUGAAAGCCCAAAUUGCUGCCAACCACAAAGGUAUUCAACUGGUGUCCGAGCUCAUCGGUAGCUACGGCCUUGAUGUGGUGCAGGCGUACAUGACGCACAUUCAACAAAACGCGGAGCUGGCAGUGCGGGACAUGUUGAAGCAAAUAGCUCGCGAUACUAUGGAACGUACCGGCUCCACGGUGUUGCAGGCAGAGGAAUUUAUGGAUGACGGUUCGCCAAUAGUCUUGCAGGUCACCAUCGAUCCCGAGCACGGCUCAGCAAUUUGCGACUUUACCGGCUCCAGCACGGAGGUGUGGGGUAACUGCAAUGCGCCGCGCGCCAUCACGUUAUCGGCGCUCAUAUACUGCUUGCGUUGCAUGGUUGGUCACGACGUUCCACUAAAUCAGGGCUGCCUGAAACCUAUCAAUGUGGUAAUUCCGAAGAACUCUAUACUGGAUCCCUCCGAUGGAGCAGCAGUGGUUGGAGGCAAUGUGCAGACAUCGCAGCGAGUCGUCGAUACGGUUCUAAAGGCAUUCCGAGUCUGUGGGGCCUCGCAGGGUUGCAUGAAUAAUAUCACCAUAGGUGAUGAGCAAUGGGGCUACUAUGAGACGGUUGCUGGCGGGGCAGGGGCUGGACCCGGUUGGAAUGGAGCAGGCGGUGUGCACACACACAUGACCAAUACACGUAUCACAGAUCCUGAAAUAUUGGAGCUCCGUUAUCCAAUGAUUCUAAAACGUUUCUGCCUACGCACGGACGAGUCUGGAGGUCGUGGAUUGUUUGUCGGCGGUGACGGCGUCGAGAGAGAUUUACUUUUCCGGAACCCCGUCACCUUGUCUGUAAUGACAGAGAGACGCACCCUACACCCAUACGGUAUGGCUGGCGGAGAGCCCGGAAAAUGCGGACUCAAUCGAAUCAUCAAGCACGACGGCCGGGUGAUUGCCCUCGCGGCCAAGACAUGCAUCGACGUCGAGGCGGGCGACACUUUUGCUAUGAAAACGCCUGGUGGUGGUGGAUACGGCUGCAGGGAAAGCUCCGACAAAGACAAAAGCUCUUAUGGAAAUCAAGGACAGGAUGCCAACCAAAGGUUUGUUGAAAGAGGAACUGUUUUCGAUUACCGUCAAGCACAGGAGUCCGCUUAGUUUUCCUAAUUGAAAUUUGUAAAUAAAUUGUUUGUAUGACUUAAGUUGUUGUCACGUUUUAACUGAAAUAUAAAUGAUGCUAUUAUAAA
Messenger RNA from Scaptodrosophila lebanonensis, 4044 nucleotides. Its product is annotated as 5-oxoprolinase. The record is from RefSeq and is a predicted model, not a curated record. NCBI's taxonomy places the organism in Eukaryota, Metazoa, Arthropoda, Insecta, Diptera, Drosophilidae. Gene Ontology annotation, cellular component: cytosol. The transcript has 8 exons. Gene Ontology annotation, molecular function: 5-oxoprolinase (ATP-hydrolyzing) activity. The coding region runs from base 32 to 3955 and encodes 1307 amino acids. Gene Ontology annotation, biological process: glutathione metabolic process.